CCCAGAAACGAGGACGACAAACGAGCUGCACGGCGUACUUUCCGACUGUGGAAAUGGCGCUUCGUGUUGUGGAAGCCUGAAGUCCACAGAGCCUUUUCGUUCCUGUAAUUUUUUAAACGCACUUAGGGCUCUUGGAAUUGGUGAAUUUCGAGAACAAACGGAUUAUGACAGAGGAAGGAGAGAUUCUUGAGGGAAAACAAAGCAAUAGUGGCUCCGAAGCCUUCAUCAUCCUUGGACAGUGAAUGAUGCAUGACCUGACUGCCCAAGUCACCAGCAGCUUGCUGCCCUUCUCUGGAGUGACUGUAGACGCUCUGGGUGAGGAUGAGAUCAGCCUGGACUGUGUGCUUCAUGGCAGGUUCACUGUCGGCCGCAGCGGGUUGGCCUGGCUGGCCAGUGGAUCCAACCUGGAGGUUGUCCACGCCGUGACAGGCGAGCGGCUGUCGGCGUACUGCUUCAGCGGCGGCGGAGGAGAACACCCACCCAUUGUUCUGGCUGCCAGGGAUUUCAGCUGGCUCAAACGGUCUGGACUGCUGGUUGGCUUGGAGGAAACCGAAGGCAGCGUGCUGUGUCUGUAUGACUUGGGUCUGUCCAGGGUGGUGAAAGCUGUGGUUAUACCAGGCAGGAUUACAGCUAUUGAACCUCUAGUGAGUUAUGGUGGAGCCAGUACUUCCACGCAGCAACUCCACCAGAGUUUACGCUGGUUCUUUGGAAUUGCUGCCGUGGUAACGGAUCUGGGUCAUGUUCUGCUUGUGGACCUCUGUCUUGAUGAUCUGUCCUGCAGCCAGAGUGAACUGGAGGCAUCAGACCUGCAGGUGGUGACCAAAUCUCCUGCAGACAUCCCGAGGCUCAGAGAGGUCAGCUCCCGCCAGGGCAGACAUCUCUGCCUGCAGCUGAACCCGCCCAGCGGCGUUGGUGUCACGGCCCUGCAGUACGUCUCCAGAACCAACCAGCUGGCAGUGGGAUUUUCUGAUGGACUCCUGCAGCUGUGGAACAUGAAGACGUUGAAGAAGGAGUACCACUCGCAGCUGGAGGGGGGCAGAGUGCCUGUUCAUGCCUUCACCUUCCAGGAGCCAGAGAACGACCCCAGGAACUGCUGCUACCUCUGGGCUGUCCAGUCUUCUCAGGAUCUCGAGGAAGAUCUGGUCAACCUCCACCUGCUCCAGCUGGCCUUCAGCGAAAGAAAAUGUCUGGCUUCUGGGAAGAUCCUCUAUGAGGGUCUGGAAUAUUGCGAGGAGCGAUACAGUCAGGAUUUAAGCAGCACAUCGUUUCCUCUCAGGGCUCAGGCCACAAGCACACGACUGCUGAGCUGCCAGACCGUCGAGAAGUUCAGAGCCCAUCCUGACAGGGACGACAGUAUGAAUGAAGUUGCAUCCCCCGACACCAGUUUGUCCAUCUUCUGCUGGCAAGUCAAGGCUUAUGGUCAGGGAAGUCCCUCUAUGUAUAUAGGGGUCUUUGACAUCAAUCGCUGGUACCAUGCACAGAUGCCUGACUCUCUGAGAACCGGGGAGUCUCUCCAGAAUUGCCCCUAUCUGGCCGUUUGGUCCCUGGACUCUGUGGUGCAGAUGGUGUCGACCCAAACCUUCCUGGAUGUGGUUGUACACGAGCGCAGCCUGAGCCGGGGCCUGCCCUUCACCUGCCCCCCUCCAGAGCAGUACUUCAACCCAACCACAUACAACUUUGAUGCUACAUGCUUACUUAACUCUGGACUUGUGCACUUAACCUGCUCUGGGCAUCAAAAAGAGACUUUAAGUUUUUUGAAGAAAGCUGCACCUUGUUCCAGUGACAUCAUCUCCAUCAGCUACUCCCACUGCCUCAUGUCCGGCCUCCUCUCGUCUCGCGCGGCAGACGCUCCGGCAACCAGCCUCUCUCAGGAGGAGCAGCUUGAUGCCAUCUUGUCAACAGCAGUUGAAACCAGUUCCUUGGGGUUAAUUACUGGUUGUAUUAAGCAGUGGACUGCUGAAGAACAACCAGGAUCCGCCCUGAACCUGCGCUACAUCCUGGACUGGGCUUGGAACAAAGUAGUCCAGACCAAAGAGGAGCUGGACGGCAUCUGCGCUCCGUUGUUCGACAGUUCGUCCAACUUCACCGACCCGCAGACGCUGCAGCUGCUGCAGCACACCCAGAGGCUGCUUAGCAACCUCAGCGCCAUCUUCCACUGCCUGCUAAGCGAAGCUCAGGAACUCACACACCAAGGUUUGGCAGGUCUGAUGAACAAGAACAUGGUGUCCAGUUUAAUUUCCAAAUACGCUCAAGUGGUACUCUGGUUCUGCCGCACCGGCUUACUCCCCGAGGGAUCAGAUGAAGAUGCUCUGCAGAUUCCCAGGCCUUUCUUUACUCACUCAGUCAUCAGUAACUAUUACACCAUACGCAGGGAGGAGUUGACCAGGUUGGCCAAGAAUAAAUGGUGUGCUGAUUGCCUUAUGAUCGAUGGUUUGGUUGGACAGUGUGGUGAAUGUCUGACCAAUCUGUGGCGGAGGGACGAGGGUGGGACAGGACAGUACCCCCCACCUACUUUGCAUGCCUUGCUUGACAUCUACCUUCUGGACAACAUCGAAGAAGCUACCAAGCACGCCAUUGUGAUUUACCUGUUGUUGGAUGUCAUGUACUCUUUCCCCAAUAAGGAUGGAACAUCAGUGGAAUCUUUUCCCACAGCUUUUUCCAUCCCCAUCGGACUGGUUAAACUGGUACAAGGACUCUGGCUGCUGGAUCAUAAUGACCAUCAGAGUUCCUUUGAUCUGCUUCUACACCCAGCUGCUUCUCAUUUUCAUUUCGAGUGGCAGCAUGAGCGGGUUCUGCAGGCGCUGAUGUGUCACGGCCAGCAGUCUGUGGCGCUGCGCUACUUCCAUGUUACGAAGCCUUCGAUUACCUCCACUUCUCAGGCCAAACUUUCUCUUUCCGUGCUGCUACACAACAGGUGUCUCAUCGAGGCGUGGUGUUUACUUCGGCAGCACUCGAACCGCUUGAACAUUGCUGAUCUGCUGGGCUUCCUGUAUGAGAGCUGCCAGGAGCUGGGCCUCAUGAAGGAGCUGCUCAAGCUGCCUCUGGGCCUCAGUGAACAGGACUGUUUGGAAAAGUUUCUUCAAGGCACAGGAGGCCUUCAAAACAGAGAGCUGCUGAUGGUUCACUACCUGCAGCAGGCCAACUACAUUCCUGCUCUGCAGCUCAACCAAACCCUCAAAAUGAACCUGGUGAACGAGCGAGACCCAAAGGUCAAAGAGCGAUCCAACACCAGGAACUCUAUACUGGACCAGUACGGCAAAGUUCUGCCCAGAGUGCAGAGAAAACUGGCGAUGGAGCGAUCCAAACCUUAUCAACAUCCAUCCACUGUUCACAAAGAAGUCUCUCGGCCACAGCCACUGUCUACCAUCACCAAGCGCUCUGCCAACGAGAAGGUGAUGUCCAGAGCUGGAUUCAUCAGCAGCGUCCUCACCAAGAUUGAGGAGGUUUGGCUCGGAAAAGAAGCGACUCCCCAGUCCUCACCAGCCAAGACACCAAAAGCAGCGGAUGCUCAGAGCUCCAGUCUGAGGUCAUCAUCGCUCGGUUUUACUGAUCCCUUCCUAGGAACGCCAAUCACCAUGACAUCCAAACGAAAGUCAAGGUUGAUGGAUCUGGUGGUCCACCCGUCCUGUCAGACUCCUCAGCCUCUCCUCAGUCCCCCCGGACCUCCAACCUCCUGGGUUUCUCCAAAGAGCUUCAGAAAAGCGCCUGAGUUCAGUCUGCUGCAGACGCCGCAGGUCGUCAAGCGAGCUCGGGCCCUAGCUGCUUCUGGCCCGGUCUUUUCGGCGUUCACACCGCAGUCCAUCCUGCGUAGCAACCUGAGACCUACGCCUGCUGCUACUCCGUCUGCCUCUCCAGGCCGCUCCAUCACCCCCCCGCUACGCGCCAAAGAGAGCCGCAUCACCUUCAUAGAAGAAGGAGAGACCCCUGAAACGGAGAAGGGGAUCCGGUGGACUAACGGGAUGGCAGCAGACAGUGAGAUCAACCAGCUAAGCAGAGGCUCCAAAGCGACACGCAAGACCUGGUCUUCGCAACGUCCUGAGGAGGAAGAUGAGGAAGGACAACAUCCUCGUGUAAAAUUUCGUCCUCCAAAAGGCGGCGUUCCCUCACCGCAGCUUAGGCGCUCUGAGAGCGAGCCGUCUUCCACCCAGGAAGAAGGAAAUGCAAGUCAGAUAAAUAUCAGUGUGAACUUUGACACCAGCCUGAUGUCUGUCCAGUCAACAGACACAACUCUGGAGUAUUACGAUGCUCCGCUCUCAGAAGACCCUCAGCGAGCCCAGGGACACAUACCUGGAGAGGAGGAAGAGGAGGAGGAUGAUGUAGUGACUCUUAACAUCAGAUCUGUGAGUGACGAACCAGAACAAACACCUGAUCUGACCACAGAGGAAAACCUUAACCUCCCCUCAAAAGUUGACGUGACAGCAGAGGAGUCUCUGAGGGAAGGAGACCUCUGUGAGGAGGUCAGUGGGAGGGGUCAAGCUCUGAGGGAGCAUGAGGAGCAAGGAGCUGAAUCUAAAGGAGAAGAUGAUCUGAAUAUGGUCUCAAUGAGCAAAGACGAAGAUGUUGCAAGUCCUGAUGAAGAGGAGCCAUCUACUCACCAUGAAGUCGGUAACCUGGUGAGCGAGAGCUCAGACUCUCAGGUCAGAACUGAGGUGAAAGGUGAAGAACUAAAUGUUCAGUGGGAGGCAGCCGAGUCGAACACAGAGCAACCCGAACCACCCGAAGAUGGUAACGCCACAACCGAAGCAGCACUAGACCUGGAGCAGAGCACAGAUCUGACAGAGUUUGUACAGAAGCACCUGUUUGGUGAUGACCUGCCUUCUCCGCUCAGCCGCUCAGCGAUACACAACGCAUCACUGAGCCAGACUAGCCUCAACAGCGAGUUGUUGGGGGCUGAGGAAGAGGAGGAGAAUCUAGCAGCUGUAGACCCAGUCAUUGUUCACGCCACAGAAAUCCACGGCUUCCGUGACUUCCUCAGAGCCAACAGGCACCGACUCCCACUCUGUAGUGAGCUUGAAUGAUAGCGAAGAACUGUCCAGUCCUGCAUCUGAGGAUGAAGGUGAAGAGGAGUCAUCUAAUCAAGCUGAAGAGGGAGAAGAAGAAGAAGAGGAGGAGGAAGCGGAAGACGAAGUGGAAGACUCUGGUAGUGAGGUGGAG
Messenger RNA from Xiphophorus hellerii (green swordtail), 5154 nucleotides. It is a transcript of the gene ahctf1, whose product is annotated as AT hook containing transcription factor 1. The record is from RefSeq and is a predicted model, not a curated record. Gene Ontology annotation, molecular function: protein binding. NCBI's taxonomy places the organism in Eukaryota, Metazoa, Chordata, Actinopteri, Cyprinodontiformes, Poeciliidae.